Molecule: messenger RNA, 1332 nt
Organism: Nicotiana tabacum (common tobacco)
Lineage: Eukaryota; Viridiplantae; Streptophyta; Magnoliopsida; Solanales; Solanaceae
Cellular component (GO): membrane
Source: RefSeq, a predicted model, not a curated record
AUUACCCAAUAUAGUAAGGAUUCCAUUAGGCAUUAGUACGUACCAAUUGUUGGAAGAAUUAAUGGGGACAGUAAUCGACUCCCAUUUCUUGGGACUAACUGCCAUUGUUACAGUUGGUUACCAGUUUAUCUUUUUUAUAAUUACAGCACUCCUCAAGUUUGAUAAAGUGACUGACUUCGCGGGAGGUACAAAUUUCAUUGUGCUUGCUGCUUUAACUUUGAUACUAAAGGGUUCAUGGAAUUUUCGACAGGUGGUUUUGUCUGUGUUUGUCGUGGUAUGGGGCCUUCGACUCGGGCUAUUUCUAUUAAUGAGGAUAUUACAGUGGGGCGAGGAUAGACGUUUUGAUGAUAAGCGUGAUAAUCUGGGUAAAUUGGCAGUAUUUUGGAUAUUUCAGGCAAUCUGGGUAUGGACUGUUAGUUUACCGGUAACAGUUGUUAAUGCAAGUGACCACCAGCCAUCUCUUCAAGCAGUAGACAUUAUUGGUUGGAUUAUGUGGUCUAUUGGAUUUUCAGUGGAGAUUACAGCUGACCAACAAAAGUUGGCAUUCAAGAACUCCCCAGAGAAUAGAGGAAAGUGGUGCAAUGUUGGAGUUUGGAAGUAUUCCCGUCAUCCAAACUAUUUUGGCGAGAUCCUUCUGUGGUGGGGAAUAUUUGUGGCUUCGACACCAGUGCUUGAGGGUGCUGAAUGGCUCGUUAUUCUUGGACCAAUAUUCUUAACAUUGCUGCUUCUUUUUGUUAGUGGCAUACCCCUGCUUGAGGAAUCAGCAGACAAGAAACAUGGAAAUGUAGCUGAAUAUAGAGUAUAUAAGAGGACAACAAGCCCUCUCAUUCUGCUGCCCCCUGGAUUAUACGGAAAGCUUCCUCCAUGGUUCAAAACUGUAUUCCUUUUUGAGUUUCCUUUGUACAGUCGCAAUCUUGCCCAAGACGAGUUAAGCUGGUAAAACUUCAAUCUUUUACCAUGAUGACCUUCUUAUGAAAUUAUAAGGGAAGUUGAUAUUCUGUGCGAGGUACAGAACUGAAACUUGCACGUUACAUGCAAGAUAGCAACACUGCUUGCUGAGUUACAACUGAAUUCUCAACUACUAUAUAUUCAAUAUAUAGUUUAUUCUUUUUCAUUCUUCAUCUUUUUGGUUCCUUUUGUUUACUCUCAUCUUACUUACCCUCUUUAUUCGUCAUUUGUAUAUCUAAUUUUGCUUUUACAUUUGGUAUUGUGCAGUUACUUCUCUGUCAUUGUAAGUUUGUUACUUGAAAUGUUUUGUGUUGGAAAACUAAUUCAAAGUUGUAGUGGGAAAUCAAAACUCAUUUAGGGUUUGGUAUUUGCAAGUUUAUUUAA